UCGUUUGUGAGAAGCAACGAGACAUCAGCGUCAUGCCCGAGCCAGCAAAGUCCGCGCCCAAGAAGGGCUCCAAGAAAGCCGUCACCAAGACCGCAGGGAAAGGCGGCAAGAAGCGCCGAAAGUCUAGGAAGGAGAGCUACGCCAUUUACGUGUACAAAGUCCUGAAGCAGGUCCACCCCGAUACCGGCAUCUCCUCCAAGGCCAUGGGAAUCAUGAACUCGUUCGUGAACGACAUCUUCGAGCGCAUCGCCGGAGAGUCGUCUCGCCUGGCCCACUACAACAAGCGUUCCACCAUCACCUCCAGGGAGAUCCAGACCGCAGUGCGCCUGCUGCUCCCCGGAGAGCUGGCCAAGCACGCAGUGUCCGAGGGCACCAAGGCCGUGACCAAGUACACCAGCUCCAAGUAAACAGCGCAUUUGGAGUGCUGUAGUAACCCAAAGGCUCUUUUAAGAGCCAC
This is a messenger RNA of Oncorhynchus keta (chum salmon), 457 nucleotides long. RefSeq names its product histone H2B. Bases 33 to 407 code for a protein of 124 amino acids. Gene Ontology annotation, cellular component: nucleosome. Lineage: Eukaryota; Metazoa; Chordata; Actinopteri; Salmoniformes; Salmonidae. The record is from RefSeq and is a predicted model, not a curated record. Gene Ontology annotation, molecular function: protein heterodimerization activity; DNA binding; structural constituent of chromatin. The transcript has a single exon.